Sphaerulina musiva SO2202 is the source of this 4448-nucleotide messenger RNA. RefSeq lists its product as uncharacterized. The record is from RefSeq and is a predicted model, not a curated record. Gene Ontology annotation, biological process: endosomal transport; endocytosis. Gene Ontology annotation, cellular component: cytoplasm; plasma membrane. The transcript is spliced from 2 exons. Bases 138 to 4382 code for a protein of 1414 amino acids. Lineage: Eukaryota; Fungi; Ascomycota; Dothideomycetes; Mycosphaerellales; Mycosphaerellaceae. Gene Ontology annotation, molecular function: actin binding; calcium ion binding.
GGAUACGCGGGCUCUACCAACUGACUCUCUCUCUUGUCUCUCUUCUCUCUCGCCCUCCCUCUCCCUCCAUACACCCACACUUGCUACGCCACCUCCCCGCAUGUCUCUUCUCCUCGCAUAGCCCGGCGCAUCUCAUCAUGUUCUCCGCGUCCAAUAUGUAUCUGGGCGGCGGCAAUAGUGCUCGUGGAGGUCCGCAGCAGCAACAGCAGCAGCAGCCACCACAAGGCGCCUUUGGCCAAGCUCCCCUGCAGCAGCAAUAUACCGGAUAUCCAGUGGGCGGACUGCAGCCUCAAGCGACAGGCUUCCCUCAGCAGCAGCCGCAGCAGCAGCAAUAUGGCGCCUUUCAGCAACUCCCUCCGGCGCCGACAGGCUACCAACAGCCACAACCGACUGGCUUUCAGCAGCAGCAACAGCAGCCGCAGCAGCAACAGCAGCAGCUACCACAGAUCAAUAUGCAGCAGACCGGCUUCCAACAGCCUCAACAGACCGGAUUCCAGCCGCCGCAGCCAAUGCGUCCACAAGCGACGGGGCUGACGAGCAAUGACAUGGCCAACUCUUUUCGCGCGUCGUCCUCCCAGGCACCCCCUCCAGUGCCCGCAAAGACUGGCAGCAAAAUUCCCAACAUUCGCCUCAGUUUCAUCACUGCGCAGGAUCAGGCCAAGUUUGAGCAGCUGUUCAAGAGCGCGACAGGAGGGAGCCAGGCAUUGAGUGGAGACAAGGCGAGAGAUAUCUUGCUGAGGAGUAAGCUGGAUGGAAACGACCUGGCGCAGAUAUGGACAUUGUCAGACACCACCAAGUCGGGCCAACUGCUCUUCCCAGAGUUCGCUCUGAGCAUGUACCUAUGCAACAUCGCGCUCACAGGAAAGGCAUUGCCCAGCUCUCUACCGGAAAAGGUGAGGAACGAAGUAUCGAGUAUGGUGGACAUCAUCUCUUUCAACGUAGACGAUACUCCGGGCGCCGCAGGUCGCAAUGAACCUCCAACUAUUCAGCAACCACAAGCGCAGAAUCCCAGCAACCAGCAGCUCCUCACCCAGCUCACUGCUCAGCCGACCGGGUUUCAGGUUCCCCAGGCUACAGGAUAUCAACAACAGCUUCAGCCUCAGGCCACUGGAUAUAUGCCACAAGCGCAGGGUUAUACUGGACCCCGUCCGCCUAUGCCCCCAAUGCCCACUGGCUUUGGCAAUAAUCUUGCUCCGGGACUUUCUGCACAACCAACUGGACUGCUUCCCCAGCAGACUGGAUAUCCCAUGGCACAGCCUUUGAACGCUCAGCCUACAGGCCGACCAGGUCAAUGGGGCCUGGUGAAUGCACCCGCAGCUGGUCUGCCAAAUCUACAAGCUCUUCAGAGUCAAAUGAUGCCGCAGCCGGGACGAGAAGCAGGAUUUAGCGCUCAGGGAUUGCGUGGAAAUGCUACUGUGCCGUGGGCAGUCACAAAAGACGAGAAGAAGAUUUAUGAUGAUAUGUUCAAGGCAUGGGAUGGCUUUGGGAAGGGCUACAUCUCCGGUGCCCAAUCACUGGAGAUCUUUGGACAGUCAGGACUGAACAAGCAAGAUCUGGAGCGCAUAUGGACCCUCAGCGAUCCGCACAACAAAGGUCGCCUCAACCUGGACGAGUUUGCAGUUGCUAUGCACUUGAUCUACCGCGCGCUCAAUGGCUAUCCUGUACCGAACCAGCUCCCGCCUGAGCUCAUCCCUCCUUCCACGCGAAACAUCAACUCGAGCAUCGAUGCCAUGAAGGGCUUGCUUGGGCGAGAUGCCGAGGAGCGCAAGUCUUCUGGCGCGUUCUUGCAGCCGCAAAAGACGGGCGUAAGCUACUUAAAGGGUCACUCGUUCCGCGCUAACGGAGCAGCUGGUGCAAGGAAAGAUGCGACAGUAUUUAAGAACAACGACGAUGAUGUUGGAUAUCGAUCUUCUGCCAGACGUAGGAUUGGGCAGCACGGAAGAGAUUCAUCACCAGCGACGAGCGAUACGAGCAGCGUGCCGGCGGAUGAGAUGAGCAUCGAUCAGCUGAAGAAGACGAUUCGCGAGAAGCAAGUCUUACUCGAUGCAAUGGAUUUUGAAGAUGAGGGUAAUGCUGAGCAGGAAGACGCUCUGGAUCGCAAGGACAGGAAAGAGGCAGAAGAAUUGUUUAGGCGCAUUCGCAGGAUACAGGAGGAUCUUGAUACCCAUCCAAAUAGCGCGUUCAAGACUGGCGACUCGGACGCUGAGAGGCGUGCUUUGCAGAGGCAAUUACGUGGUCUCCAGGAUCGUUUGCCGGAGCUUGCGAGCCAUGUGCGAAGAUGUGAGCGCGCAAUUGCAGACGCACAGCUUGAGCUAUUUAGGCUCAAAGAUGCAAAGGCGAAUCCUGGCUCAGCUCCAGCCAUUGUUGGCACCGGGCCUGGAGGCGCUGUGACGGAGAGCGAUCGUCUGAAGGCUCGAGCUAAGGCCAUGAUGCAGCAAAGAUCGGCUGCACUGAGUGGCAAGAAGGUGGAGCCUGCUGAUGAUGGUCGAGGCGCUGCUGCGAGAUUGGAAGAAGAGAAUACACGCAUUACCAGGGAGCGCGAAGAUAACGAAAAGAUGGUUCGCGACGUAGAAGAGAGUGUCACGGAAUACAGCAAAGGUUUGGAGUCUAGCUUAAAGGAGGGCGCCGAAAGCGCUUCCGACGAGCAUGAGCGAAGAAGAUGGGAGGACGGCCUUGGUGUGGAAGAUGAGGUCAAAGACUUCAUUUUCGACUUGCAGCGCAGCUCGAGGGCUGCUCGCGUGCGAAACGAAGACAAGUCACAAUCGAUAUCGAAUCCGGUCGAGGAUGAUGGCCGAACAAGUACGCCUUCGACGAGAACGGACAGCCCGGCUUCCUCGCGGCAGCCCGCUGCUUCGUCUCCUGCACCUAGUGGCUCCUCCUAUUCCAGCUACAAGACUGCAGAGGAGCGUGCCGCGUUCAUCAAGCAGCAGGCUGAACAACGUAUGGCAGAGCGUCUGGCAGCGCUUGGUCUGAAGGCACCUUCGAAGAGUAGUGCUGAGAGUCCUGCUCAACGCGCAGAACGUGAACGCAAGGAACGAGAUGACAAGCUCCGACGUGCGGAAGAGGAAGAUGCAAGACGCGAACAAGAACGACAAGCCAGGAUCAGCGGAGAGACCAUCUCACCACCUUCGCCAGCUGCCAGCAAAUCGAAACCUCCCCCGCCAGCGCCCCGGAAGAAUCGUAGUGAGAGUCUCCAGAGCGACACGCAGUCCAAGUCGGAGGCCAAGGCAGCCGAGCAACAGAUCAAGGAGCAGGCUUUGAAGGAGCAAGAGGCAGCUCUCGCGACCGAGACGAGAGAGAUGGAGGAUGAAGAGGCACGCCAAGAACGCGAGCUGCAGCAACAGAAAGAGGAGGCUGCUGCUUCACUCCGCGCACUGGAGGAGCAAGUCAAGGCUGGCAAGGCCAAGAGAUCCGAGGAGAAGAAGAGACGUGAGGCCGCGAAGAAAGAAGCUCAAGAGAAGGAAGCUCGCCUUGCAGCUCAACGUGCUGAGAUUGAAGCUGCCAAGGAACGAGAAAGAGAACUCCGACUCCAGCUCGAGAACAUGGACGAUGACUCUAGCAGCGAUGAUGAGGACAAAAACACGCCGACCGAAAGUACUCCGGCUCAAAGCAUGGAGUUGCCCCAGGUGCAAGAGACGCCCGCUUCACCGCCACCCGCGCCUCCAUUGCCUUCAGCUGUUGCACCACCUGCACCACCCAUGCCAGGAUCGGCCGUCACAAGCCCGCCGGAACAAUCCAAGAAUCCAUUCUUCCGCAGCAUGAAUCAGCAAUCCUCUGCAGCAUCCACGCCAGCUAUUACAUCACCUGAUGCCGGACCCAAAGUCGACACGAAUCCUUUCCACCGCUUGACACAGCAAGAUCUCGCCAAGCAGCAACAAGCCCUACCUGAUCCAGCGCCGGCACCGUCGCGAUCGCGGUCCAAGCCGGCAGAUGAAGACGACUGGUCUGUUCUGGACUCUUCGGAUGAUGAAAGCGAUGAGGAAGACAAGCCUCAGGGGGGUAGUGCGAAACAGCUUGCGUCAAUUCUCUUUGGCACCAUGGCUCCCCCUCGUCCACUUUCCGCCAUGGACAGUCCCAAAUCUAGCGGUUCGCCUGCGCCGAACGGAACCGAUCGCUUUGCUUCACCGCCUCCAGCUCCUCCAAUGCCGGGUAGCGAUGCUCCUCCUCCUCCACCACCACCUCCCAUGCCGAGCGCUGGAGCGCCGCCGCCACCUCCUGGCCCACCACCAGCUCCUGCUAUGCCGGGUGGGUUCCCGUCCGGUGCACCUGCCGCAGCACCAGAUCGGAGUGGGUUGCUCCAAGCAAUUCAGCUUGGCAAAGGGCUGAAGAAGGUUGAGACCAAGGAUCGGAGCACUGCAGCUACUGCUGGACGUGUACUCUAGAGCGUAAAGUUGGGAGUGAGUAGUUGUACGUAUUAUUGUUUAUAGAUUUGAGCAAAUGCGCUGUCC